AGAGAAGGGAAGUAACCACUGCGUUUUGCAACCCAAAACAAUAAAAGUUUAUACAAUUGCUGAAAAUCAUGCCUUAUGUCUUUGUUAGCACGCAAAUUAGACUGGAAACUGGCCCAACAACAGUCGGAGAUGAAUGGAGUGACAAGGAGCUGAUGGAUUUACUUGGUGCCACGCUUGUGAAAGCUUUAGGCAACAAUUUUUCUGAGUACCAGACGGAAGACCCACCAAGGCUUGUGUUGAACAAGCUGGAGCAGGCCGGGUACCGACUUGUAACUACCACUGGAGUCGGCCAGACAUGUAUAUGGACAAUGUUUCGGGAGUCUUGAUUUUUAUGACAUAGUCAGCUUUUACAUAUAUUUAAGUGGUGAAUUUUAUAGUCUGUAUUUGGUUUUGAUUUAAAGGAUAGAGAGACGGUGUUGCAUUGUAUACUUUGUCUUAUUUGUGAUAUACUAGUUUUCUUUAUAGAAUGAUAAGAGAACCAAUACUUUGUUGUUAUAAGGAAAUAAAUUGGUCAUUAUAGUUUGAUUAUGUAAAAACUUAGUUGUGUGCCUGUUCUCUUGCCAUAUUUAAAGCUUUUUCAUGGUCUUGAUUUUAGUAAAACAAUCAAAGGAGAUAAAGCUAUGCUAAAGGUUAGAAACAAAGCCGGAGGUUGUAUUCAAAAUUGGUCUCCAUUUAAUCUAAGAACGAUGUAUCUAAUUGCAUUGCUUGAUAUAAUAACGGACCUGUGCUGUGAAUGAAGUCAAUGAUGUAUGACCAUAAGGUUGACUUAAGUUGCAUACUGAAUACCAGCCCAGAACAUUUUACUUAUAAUUUUAUACAGUUUCAAGUGAUUUUCCCUUACACAGAUUUCGUUGAACAGAAAUUGAAGUUAUUAUAAAUAAGCACUAUACUGCUGGGUUUAAAUGAAAAUUAAUUUCUGCAAGUUUGAAAUGUAUUUUGUAUAAUUUAUACUUAAAUAUUGUACAUAAUAUAAUUUACUAGUUUUUUUAUUUAGAUAGAUUAAAAAAUGAUAUUCAGUAUUAUUGUUGAUAUUAUUGAUCAGUGAUAUUGUUGUUUGUGUUUGUUGUUUUGAAAAGAAUCAGUUAACACUUCAGAUAUAUCAUUGUUAUUUACAAAUGCAUGAAGCUACAUUUUUAGCUCGUCUGUUUUUAAAAGAAAAAAGUUGAGGUAUACUCAAAAUCUUGGCAAUGCCUUAAAUUAAAAAUUGUUCAGGAUAUUCAAAUGAAACUUGAUGUACCGGUACAUAUUGCCAGAGACAGUACACACAUGUUAAGAACAAUUAUUUUGUGUGUGUUUUUCCGCCUUGGACUUCAUUGUUAAAUUUUGUUGUUAAAUUUUCAAUUAUAUAUACUAUUGCCAUAUCGUGUACAUUGAUUGUAGUUUGCUAUAUGUAAUAAUAUGUAUAUUGUUUGAAAAUGCAUUGCUCAUGUUGCUGCACAGUGGUUCCAGAGAUUUUAAUAAGUGUUCAUUUCUAUAGCAAGCCACAUAACUCUGGCUUAAAUCAUUUUCAAGGGAUACCCCUUGUUUGACUGAAAUAAACAGAUAAGGGUUGGCACUCACUCGGCGCCACUUUUGUUAAACAAAGAAACCACCACUUGCUUUAAUGAUGGAUUGGAUAUGUAAAGAACAUAUAUGCAAGUGAAUGUAUCCUGUUUUGUAGAGAUUAAAGGAGUUCUAAAAUGGUUCAGGAUUAAUGCUGAAAUGAUUGAUACUUUUAAUUUCAGACUAUUGUACAGUUGUAAAGAUUGUUUUUGCUUGGACAUUUGAAUCAACAACAGUAGGCAGUACCUUAAAAAUGAUAAAAAAUAAUAAUAAUUUGGAACCCCAUUACUCUGCUUUGGGCAUGAAUCCCUCAUACUAAUAAACCCUCAGCUAUUUUUCAGGAUUGACAAUUAUCAGCUGUUGAAACCCCUGUCAUUUUAAGUAACACAUUUUUGUAUUUGUUCAAUAGAUUACCUUGUUUUUUAUUUGUUACACUUUCAAAUCAAACUUUGCAUAGACAUUGCCUGCAAGUCAGUUGUUAUAGUUCAGUGAUAAAUCAGGCUUGAACUGUU
Messenger RNA from Mya arenaria, 2054 nucleotides. RefSeq names its product GTP cyclohydrolase 1 feedback regulatory protein-like. Gene Ontology annotation, biological process: negative regulation of biosynthetic process. NCBI's taxonomy places the organism in Eukaryota, Metazoa, Mollusca, Bivalvia, Myida, Myidae. The record is from RefSeq and is a predicted model, not a curated record. The transcript has 3 exons. Gene Ontology annotation, molecular function: GTP cyclohydrolase binding. Bases 69 to 326 code for a protein of 85 amino acids. Gene Ontology annotation, cellular component: nucleus; cytoplasm.